GGGGCCGGGCGGGGGCUGCGGUCGCCCCGCCCCGGGGAGGAGGCAGCGCGACGCCGGGCACGGGGCGCGCUGAACAGGGAGCCUGGCGCUCCCGGCCCCGCCGCCGCUGCCGUCACUAUGCCCGGCAAGUCCCGCUACAACCUGGUGGACGACAGGCACGACCUGCGCGUGCCGCUGCACAAUGAAGACGCCUUCCAACACGGAAUCUGCUUCGAGGCCAAGUACAUUGGAAGCCUUGAUGUGCCUCGGCCAAACAGCAGGGUGGAGAUUGUGACCGCAAUGCGGAGAAUCAGGUAUGAGUUUAAAGCAAAGAACAUCAAGAAGAAGAAAGUGAGUCUCCUGGUGUCAGUGGACGGGGUGAAGGUACUGCUGAAGAAGAAGAAGAAGCUGCCUUCGUUGCAGAAAAGAGAGUGGACCUGGGACGAGAGCAAAAUGCUGGUGAUGCAGGAUCCCAUCUACAGGAUAUUCUACGUGUCCCACGACUCCCAGGACCUGAAGAUCUUCAGCUACAUCGCCAGAGACGGCUCCAGCAACGUCUUCAGGUGUAACGUCUUCAAGUCCAAGAAGAAGAGCCAGGCCAUGCGCAUCGUCCGCACCGUGGGGCAGGCCUUCGAGGUCUGCCACAAGCUGAGCCUGCAGCACACCCAGCAGGACGCGGACGGGCAGGAGGAUGGUGACAGCGAGGACAUGGGUGGCCCAGCCUGUCACCCAGCCAGAGCUGAGAAGGCAGCUGUCCCUGCAGAGGAGACCGAUAUCGACGCAGUGGAGAUCCCUCCACCAGGGAGCAGCACCCUGGAGUUCAGCCGGGGGGUGACGGACCUCGACGCCGUGGGGAAGGACUUGGGGCACUCUCCGGACACCAAGGACUCCCUCCACUCUGAGAGUAUCCUGACUGCAUCGCCCAAGCUGCUGCUCCCCUCCUCCUCCCAGCUGCCGGACCUGGGGACCCCUCUCUCCGCUCAUCACCAAAUGCAGUUUCUCGGGCAGCUUCUGCAGCAACAGACGCAACAGACACAAGUGGCCAUGGCCCAGGUUCACUUGCUGAAGGACCAGCUGGCUGCAGAGGCAGCAGCUCGGCUGGAGGCCCAGGCGCGCGUGCACCAGCUCCUGCUGCAGAACAAGGACAUGCUCCAGCACAUCUCGCUGCUGGUCAGGCAGGUGCAGGAGCUGGAGCUGAAGCUGUCAGGAAGCAAUACCAUAGGCUCCCAGGACAGUCUGCUGGAGAUCACCUACCGCUGCAAUGCCCUGCCGGUGCUGUGCGACCCCACCACCCCGAAGCCUGAGGACCUUCACCUGCCGCUGCUGGGCCCUGGCCCUGACUCCACCCAUGCCCUGAGCAGCCCCAUAGGUAGGAGUGACUGCUUGGUGAAGCUGGAGUACUUCCGCUUCCCCCCAGGCGCUGCGUCACCGUCAGAGCCACUCCUGGGCAGCCUGGAGCUCAUCAAGUUCCGUGAGUCGGGCAUUGCCUCGGAGUACGAGUCCAAUACGGACGAGAGCGAGGAGCGUGACUCGUGGGCCCAGGAGGAGCCACCGCGUCUGCUCAACGUGCGGCACACACAGGGCUUGGGGGACAGCCUGGACGAUGAGAUCGCUGUGUAGGAGGGUGGCUGUCUCUAGACCGAGACAAGGAGGAGAUAGUCCUGGGGAAGGAAGCAGCUGCUGGAGGCCAGGGCUCAGUUCAGUGCUUUAGGCCUGGGUAGGCAGUAAAAGCUCCCUCUCUGCCCCUGUGGCAGGACAAAGUCAGGGCUGCGCUUCCUGCAGCCCACACCAUCCCAGCAGGCUCUCAGAGCUGUAAGUGCAUGUCCUGGCCUUGCUGUGAGAGAGAGAGGAGAUUGAGUGAGCACCCACCCAGCACAGCCACAGAGCACACAGGAGCAGGCACAGGCACAUACCCUCCUACGAUGUGCAGUCACGUCCGCAGGUCCCUCACCGCGCUGCCCCAAGGCUCUGCCAGCCUGGUGUGCCAGCUUCUGCUCUGACCAGACUCCAUAGGCUAUGGCCAGCGAUGUGUGGCUGUACAUCCAUGGCACAGCUUUGUCCUCUGUAAUGGAACUGGGGAUAUUUUCGUUAGCCAUAAAAUCUAUAACCCUUUUCUGAAUCCUACCAAGCUCUUGGACCCAUAACAUCCUGUAGCAAGGAGUUCCACAGGCUCAUUGUCCAUUCUGAGUAAAAAUGAAGAAUUUCCCUUGAUCAGCAUUAGAUUCGUUGCCUUUUAUCAUCAGUGUACCUCCCCUGGUUCUCACUGAGACAGAGCUCCCACCCGCUUUCUUAUCCCAUUCAGUCUUUGACAUGGCCCUGUCAUGUCCCCUCCUAUUCAUCCCAUCUCCAAACAGAGCAGAGUCAGGGGGAAUGGUCACAGGAGCUCAGCGUACGGGUAACUCUGCUCCCAGUGGAGUCGAGCUAUAGAUUUCAGUGAGAGACCACCCAGUCCUUGAAACUCCCCGUCCUCAGAUGGAGCCUCUCGGCAUUGUGGGCACUUGCUUCUGAGCCUCCUUCGAUUCCUGGGGAACCAGACCUGACCUUACUGUUGCAGGUCAGGGAAUGCCCCAUAUCUGUAUAACAGAUCCUAGCUCUCUGAACUCCCCACACGGCCGGUGGCAAUGGAGCAUCUCCCAGCCGGCACUGUAUUCAUGCCCACACACCCCUGGGAGGCAAGGCAGGGCUAUUGCCUGCUGGACAGAUGGGCACUGAGGCACAGAGCUCAAGUCUGUGCAGCACAGGGAAUUGAACCCAAGUCUCCCAGGCAGGUGCCAGCCUUGCUCUCCAUGGCACCGGUUUUGGAGUUGGUCUCCAUCCCAGUCUUGUGCAGCUGUUCUGCACGCUGCUGAGUGACGAGCUGGCACACUCGCUGUUCCAGUCAUGCCCGGGUCGAACCUGAGCCAUUCAGAUCCAUUUCAGCCCCCCGGUGUGAAGGAAUCACAGAUCAGGCAUUACCAUGUUCUUGUCGAGACACUUUCCCCUGCAGUCACUCCAGCCAUUCUCCUCACUCAGCUUGCUGGCCUUCCUAGUCUUGACUAACCUCAGUAUUGUGUCAUCUGCCAGCACACUCUUUCCUUGUCCCCAGCUCCCUAGGGGUGUGCAGUGAGAGCGGGGCGGCAGCAGGAGAUCCCAGCAGCAGAGCAGCUCAGCAGCACUGGCCUCUUCGUAUUUUCUUUUUCCUUAAGUAAAUCCAGGGAAAUGAAAUGCCAAAGCUGAUGUUAAUGCAGUGAUGAAGUCAGGAAAUUCCACAAGUUCAGGGAGCCGAACUCUUCAGUGGCGUGUACCCCCCACUAUCUUGGCGGGGCAAAGUCCCAGGGCUUUUGCUUCACAUUUUGGGCAGAUUGGCUGCUCUGGCUCCCUAGCAGAUAGGCGCCACUUCCUCCUGUUUGCUCUCAAGCUGUCUGGUAAGUUCUCCAGGCUGUGCAGCCUGGCUGGGUCAAUGCUGCGGAGAAGACUGUACUGAUGGGCCUUGCUGUCAUGGGAGUGUUUGUUUGCUGUCCCCAUGAGGCUGUGUUAACAUUUGAUUGGAGGGACAGAGCAGAUUCUCAGGGAAAAGGCUUUGCUCGGAGGGCGCGAAGGCUGAAAGUGCCUGUAGGUGACUCAGUAAAGAUUGGCGAUUUCAGAAAGCAGACGGGAGCAAGUUCGUUAGGAUGGAUUGUCUUGCUGUAGCACCCAGGGCCCCGGACAGGAUCUGGCCCUGUCGUGGCUGCAUUGGCUAUGCCCUCAAGAGGUGGCAGACUGAAAAGAUAGGAAAUUGACAAAAGCGGGUAGACUAGGGCUCCAAAGGCAAGCAAAUGGGUUGGAUGAGGGACUCCAGCAGUGCCUACCCACAGAUCUGUAUUCACUGAUCUAAAAUUGUUUAACCACCCCCUCUUUCCCCUGACCCCUCUCUGGGGCUUGGAGCUACCUCCAGUCGCUGCCUGCUCUCAGCUUUCCCCUGACGAUUCGCUGUGAUGCCAUUAGCACUGACACUAGGGCAGGGCCAUGUGCAACCUUCCCCGCUGGGCCUCCUGACCAUCCCCGGAGUCCUGCGAGCCUUCGGAGUUCAGAGCUGGCUGGAGAGCAGCUUCUCUCUGGAGCCACUAAUAGGGAGAGCACAGUGAGCAGGGGACCUGGGUCUAUCUGCGGGAGGGUGAGUGGUGAGUUCACGGGGCAGUAGCUGGUGGGUUCCAGGCGUGUGUGGCAGUGACACGGGAAGUGGGGGGUGGUGAGUGCAGAGGUGCUAGACAUGAAGGGAGCAGUGGAGUGGGGGAGUGAGGGCAGGGCUUGAGGAGUGGAAUGGAGACAGGAUGGGAACCCUAGACUGGCUAGGAAGAUUCUCCAGGCUCCGAGCAGAGAUGGGCUAGAGCAGGAGAGCAGGGCUCCAGAAGAGCAGCACGGUGAUGGGAAGCAAAGGCUGCUACAUCCUUGCCCCUCCUGGCCCCACCUUGCCUUGCCUCACCCACACUGGGCCCCAGGCAUUGCCUGCGGGGCCCCCCUCUCCUGGCUGCCUCUGCAGAAAGCCCAGGCUCGACAUGCGCAUCAGCUGUGCUUGUUCUGUCUGAGUUACCUGGCGCGUGCAGUGCGAAAUCCAGAGCAUGCAACCCCAGGGCAAGGCCACGGGACAGCGUGUCCCCAGCACUCCAGGUUCACUUACAGCUCUCUCAAGGGCAGCUGUGAACACUUCCCUCCACUCCCAGGGACUGACGCGUCACCAUAACACUGUCGAUCAGCUCACCCACUAGCUACUGGCUGGCUGGAGGAGCCCUUGGCUAAGGGCCAUUCUGCCCAUCUCUGUGCCCAACAUGUGCUGUGUCUUACAGCCAACAGUGAGAGCUGCACUGAGGGGUGGAAGGCAGGACCUAAGGAAAGGCACCAGUCAUGUUGAGGUUUCCUGAGGGUGGUUCUGGCUCUAUUGGAGUAGAUCUAACUGGACUUUUAGACUUGUUUCACCACCAGGACAGAUGGAGCCAAAAUCUCCAAAGAUUCUUCUUCCAAGUGCUCAAUGAAAAUCUGUGAUAAAUCAUGCAGGUUUCUGCAGUCUGGUCAGCUGCCCACGUUCAGAACUCAGGAGGCUGGGGAAUGGAUUCUUCCUCUCUCUUCCCCCGCCGCUCCCACUGCUCGUCUGAUCUCUCUUCCUUUUUGCCUGCACCUUCUGCCUGCUCCUCCUGAGCCCGCCCCCAGCAUCACCUGCCACGGGCAGCAUCCGGUGGCACCUUUGGGGAACUCUAACUGAGCGGGGCCCCUGGCUGUAAGAGCCAUUAUCUCUGGCGCAGGGAGUGUAGAAGCCCCUGAGACCAGGCCUGUGAGCUGCUGUUCUGUGGGGUCAGCACAGUGAGGGGCACUGGGCUGAUGGGCUCCCAGCAGGUGGGGGCUGCAGUCCACCCUAACUGCAAUGCAGGCACGGGGGCCUGGACCACGGUCAUCAGCUGGUGUCUGUGGAGCUGGGGGCAGCCCUAGGUGAGAGGGGCAUUUAGCUGAUGUUGGUGUGUCGAGCUGCAGCGAGGUGUCCAGGAGCGCCCUGGCUGGGGCUGAUUUGACCCACUGGAUGGAGGGAGAGGUGGUGGCAAUGGCUGGGUCUUCCCACCAAUGUCCCCUCCUCUCGCCAGGGCUGGGAUUGGGCCAGGUGCUGUCAUUCAGACAGGCAGGGCAGUGGGGAGGAGGGCCUCCUGGCCAGAUGGGCUUGUGAGGGACUGGGGAGCUGCAAUGGCUGGUGUGGUCCUGCUCAGAGCUCAGUUGGGCUGUUGGGCUGCCGGGCAAGAGGCUGAUCUGGCCUGAUGGGUGGGGUGAGCUUGCACCCGUCCCCUGCAGGCCUGGAAGGGGCAGGUGGGCACUGGCAGAGGGGGUGGGAGGUUGACCAGGCAGAACUUCAGGUGGGAAGGGAUGGGAACACCAGCAGCCUGCCUAGGCCUGUUGCACAGGUAGGAGAUAGGAUGGGGGGCAGGAUGCAGCUGGGAAAGGGAAGAAGAGAGAGAUGAGAGUGCAGGGGGAUAAGGGUA
Trachemys scripta elegans is the source of this 5957-nucleotide messenger RNA. RefSeq names its product nitric oxide synthase 1 adaptor protein (gene NOS1AP). Gene Ontology annotation, molecular function: nitric-oxide synthase binding. The transcript has 10 exons. NCBI's taxonomy places the organism in Eukaryota, Metazoa, Chordata, Testudines, Emydidae. Bases 118 to 1599 code for a protein of 493 amino acids. The record is from RefSeq and is a predicted model, not a curated record.